Messenger RNA from Musca vetustissima, 1116 nucleotides. Its product is annotated as coiled-coil domain-containing protein 82-like. The record is from RefSeq and is a predicted model, not a curated record. The transcript is spliced from 3 exons. NCBI's taxonomy places the organism in Eukaryota, Metazoa, Arthropoda, Insecta, Diptera, Muscidae. Bases 1 to 1116 code for a protein of 371 amino acids.
AUGGCAGCUGCCCGUGGCGAUCGGGCCAACUCUAUGAUGGCGUCCAGACGUCGCAAUGAAGCGGAAUCACCUAAAUAUGGUUAUAACCUCUCCCGUCCCAUGUACCGUUCCAUACGUCGCAAUAAUGGACCAUCAUCGCAAUGUCAUACUACAACAUUGGGUGGCUCAUAUCCUUAUACCACGGCAACGAGUCAUUAUGGUUCGGCAGUGUCAUCCUCGUCGUCAUCAUCAGCACUACAGCAACAUCAAAAAUUGUUGCAACAACAUGAAACGGGUCAACAGCAGCAUCAGCAGCACCAACACCAACAACAACAUUUACAUCAUCACAUUAUUGGCAUUGAGGACGAUGUUUAUACUAAUCCAGUUAGUAAUGUUCCAACGUCGUACGACGACAUGGAGGAUAGCACCAGCCUUUUUUCACCUCUUGCACCGAGCAGUACAACAACGAUGCCAGUCGAUACGGCUGUCCUGAUAGCCCGAAAACAUCGUUUGAUGUCUUCCACUUCGAAUUCCUCACAAAAUCAACUGCAUUCCUCGGCGACGACGACGACGAUGAGAACUGCUGGCGAAAUGAUGAUGGAUGACUUGAUGGAUGUGGAAUCGAGGCAACAUCAUCACUCCUAUGUUGGUAGUCAGGCGGCAGUGGUGCGACUACCCAAUUCAUCGGCAUCGCGUAAACUCUCCUCGGCAUAUUACAAUGAAAGUGAUGAGGAUGACGAUGAUUAUGCCCAAAUUGUAAGAUGUUCAUCGGGCGAUUCGGCCACAGCAAUGACAGCAACUACGCUAGGUAAUCGACAGCCGCAAACAAUGCUAAUUGAUCAGCAGCUGAACCAGCACCAUCACCCUCAGCAGCAGCGUAGUAUACGAAAUCACUCGAGGAGAUCGAGAAGGAGAAGUAGUAGUGGUGGUGGUAAUUUUGAUGAUAGUGUUAAUGACAAGACCGUUCAUGCUGAGGAUGCUGAUAGCGAGGAUGAAGAUGUAUACGAUGAUGCCGCUGAUGACGACAAUGACGAUGUUAGCAUUGGCAAUGAGAUUAACAAGGAUCGAAAAAGAGCCAAUUAUUUGGAAAAUGGCAAACGCCUGUCACAGAAAUUGAAUGCCAUGCCAAGCAUUUAG